UAUCUAUUUGAUGUUGUGUUUCAGGGUAAGGAUGCUGAUUGGGAGGACGAUGAGGAGGAGAUGGUGAGGAUGAGGGAUGAGGUUGGGAGAUUGAAACAACAGCUCCAACAAGCCAAGAACCAGCAGCCCCCACCCAGACCCCCUCCUCAGCCCCCUGCUGUAAUGACCCAGGUAGACUCUAGGAGUGCACCCCCUGGGAUUGACCCCAGGGUCAGGGACCAGAUGCAGAGGUUGCAGGGUGAUGUGGCCAAUUUGAGGAAUCAGCUCCAGAACAAGGACAGAAUGGCUGCACAGCAGCUUGCAGAUGCUGAAAAUGACAUAAUCCAGCUCCAGGCGGAGCUCCGUAAGAGGGAGCAGGAGGCUAGGGCAGGAGAAAGGAGCAAGAAGAAGGCUGGGGAGAGAGAAGCAAGAGAGGCAGAGCUGAGACAUGCUUCUGCUUUGGCACAGGCCGAGAUUGAGGGAGGGCACCUGGCCCAGAGAGCUAUCAAUGAACUCGCCAAGGCUCAAGAAGAGAUUGACGGCCUGGAGGAAGUACUUUCCAACCGAGAGAGGGAGCUGGAGGAGACACUACACCAUGGGGAGACUGCUUCACAUGCCAUUGCUAAUCAACAGGAGGAGAUAGGAGCAUUGCAUGAUGUCCUGGGAGCACAGAAAGAUGAAAUCCUACGACUACAGGAUCUUCUAGAUGGAGUAACUCGAGCGCAAGAACCAUUAGGUCCUCAGACAGCGACUGAUCUGCAGAAUUUAUUGGGAGAGAUAGCUGGAUUGAGGCAAGCCUUGGAUGGGCAGCAGCAUCAUAUGAACAACAGAGGACAAGGCAGGGUUGCACCGUUACCCCCUUUCAUCCCUGCAGCAGAUCCUGCAUUCAAUGAUAGAGGAUACCAUGGAAACUCAUCAUUUAUGCCGCCAGGUCAUCAAUCCCAACCGCCACCCCCAGGGAACAUGAAUUAUGCACCGCAAUCCUUGCCAUAUACCCCUCAACAUUCCACUUUGCCACCUGCACCUAUGGUGGCGCAGAGUACCGCAGGAACCGGCUUCCAGCCUUCGGUGUCAUUUGCACCUUUAGACCAGAGCCACCGUGUUCAGGCACCAUCCAUGCAACCACCACUACAAGGCCCUGUACCCUUUAUACAGCCUACUGCGGUACCACCCAGACUCUUUGGAGCACCGCCUCAAGGCAGUGCUGUACCUAUGGGAGGUACCACCAAUGGGCAGGCAAUGUUCCAACCACAACUUCAACAUGCACCUGCUACUCAGGGAGUACAUUUAGGCAGGGAACAGGACAUUACCAUUAGUGAGAGUAGGAGGGGCAAGUUGAGGCAGGUGAACGGACCGAUCGAAGGACUCUUCUGCAAUGUACCAGAGCACCAUGACUUGGAGGAUGAAAUUGAUAGACUACGCAAACAACUCGACAAGCUGAAGCGAUCUAAGCGGACUGAAAGACAAAGUUCACCUAAUACAUCAGGAAGAAUGUCUAGAUUGAGGCAUGAACUAAUGGACAAGCGUGAAGAGCUGGAUGCCCUGGACCUGGCAGUGUCCAGGCAACAGGGUGCCCUGAACAGAUUGAGAGACGACGAUGAAGAUCUGAGAUACCAGACGGAGGCCAAACUGAGGGAACUGAAGGACUUAGGCAGGAAUGUAGAUGAAAGAAAAUCUAGAAGGGAUUUCUUGGAGCACCGUCGUCAGUUUGUACCGAGAGCUGAGGACUACGAUGAGGUGGACGACCACCAGCGCAUGCAGCAGAGUGCGUUCCUUGAAGACGAGAUUGAGUGCCUGGAGGACACCAUAGCAAAGAGGAGAGCAGAGCUGAGGGAAGCCGAUCAGUUACUGCUGCAGUGUCAGACUGAUUUACAUGAAGCUCAGAAUAAGGCAAGUGAAACACUCAGACAUUACGACAAGGCAACUCAUGACCUCGCCAUGACCCGAGAGGAGAGCGAGGAGCUUGAGCGGAGGUCACACGAGGUUGCCGUGACCCUGGUCCAGGCCCAAGAACGGCUCCUGGUCCUAGAGAGGGAGGUGGAGGAGCUGGAGGAGAAGAGGAGGACCUGUGAGAGGGAUGCGGGUGAGAUGGAGACCCUACUUAACGGCAGGGAGAUGGAGAUGAGAGCAGUGGAAGCAAAGAGAGACCAGAGCAGUAAAAGGCUUGAGAGGCUGAAGUCUGAGGUGAUCAUGGCCGAGCAGAAGCUCUCAGAGCUCCAGUCGUCUUUGAGAGAUGGAGAAAGAGAGCAUUCUAACAGACAGAGUGAGCUAGAUAGACUACAGGAUCAGCUUGAUGAUCAGCAACAUGCCCUGGAGAAGGUCAACAGGGAGAUAGGGGCCAAGCAAACCGACCUUCGAACUUUGACCUCUGAAACCGACAAGCAUCGACAGCAGCUUGUUUCAGCGCUACAAGAAGGGGAGAGUGAGAUAUCUGCAACUCAACAAAAGAUCAAAGACACCAAGAACAAUCUAGAGCGGUUGAGACAGCAGCGGCAGGAGACCAGCCAGGCUGUGGAUCAACGGCGGGAGGAGCUCUCUCGCCUCCAGACCAGGCUCGCUGAGGCAGAGGGCGCCCACCACGAUGUCCAGUCGGCCAUCGAGAAGCAGCAGGCGGAGCUGAAGCACACACUGGAGAUGGUGCACAUUGAGAAGACGGAGCUGGAGGCGCUGAGGAUGCAGCAUGAAGCUAAGAUGGCCGAGCUGGAGAAGACGCAGCUUGCGGCUCUCCAGGAGAAAGCAUCCCUGGAGAAGCUCAAGGAGGACAGCCAGAGGAACCGGACCGGUGCAGAGCUGAUGAGGGAGGAAACGAGACGAGCCAAGGAGGAGCGAGAGCGCAUCCUCUCCGAGAAGCAUUCCCUGGAGGAGAGCAUCGAAGGCCUCAUGCAGGAGGAGAGUGCUCUUAAACAGGGAUGCAACUCACUGGAAGUUAAGCUCAGCCAUCUCAAAACAACUCAUGGAAGCACUCUGGAAUCUCUGCAUCUCAACCAACACAAACUGGAAGGCUUCCAACAAGACCUAGUUGCCAUGGAAACAGACCUGGAGGACACCAAAAGAAGAAAGUCUGAAGCAAUGAGGGAGCUACAGAACCUUAAACAGCACAUGAAAGAGGCCAAGUCUAACCUGAAGCAUACAAACUCAGACCUACAAGGGGCAGGCAGUCAGCAGGUACGGUUACAAGAGGAGAUACAGGAACUUGUGAAGCAGAAGGUCCAGCUGUCUUCUCAGUUAGACCAGCUCUCUGAGGUCCUGGACCAGCAUCGUCGGACCCUAGAAUCGUGCGAACAGCAGGAGAGAACCAAACAGGAAGCCCUGAGCAUGAUGGGAAGGGAGCUGGAGGAGAAGAGAAGAGAGUUUGAGGGACGUCAGAGAGAUCUGGAGAAGGUGGCCGAGAGGGUCGCACUGGAGGAGGACAGACUUUCAAAGGUUUCCAGGCAGACUUCUAGAGAUCAGGAGACGGUAAGAGCUCAGCUCGAGAACCGACAGAGAGAGCUAGAGACGCUGACCCAGCAGAAAGACUCCAUUCAGUCUAGGUUGCAUCAGAAUCAAGAAGAUCUCGUUCAGUAUGAUGAACUGAAGAAUAGGAUUCAAGAGCUUGAAAAUGAAAUUUCAGAUCAACAAGAGAAAGGAGAGAAGUUAAAGGAUGAACUUGAAGCAGCAAGAAUGAGAGUAGGCUCACUUCAAGAGGAGAAAGAGGCGAUUGAGAGAGAGAAGAACCAGUCAGAUCAAGAAAAUGAACAGAUAAGAAUGAAAUGGAGCGGUGCUCGAAAGGAUUUUAGAGCCGAGCACAGGAAGCUGACUCAGGAGAUUGAAACUCUGAAGGUGAGGCUGGAGGAGGAGUCUAAGCAUGCCAGCAGGAUGAGUAAAGAGGUGGAGAAUUGGAAACAGGAAUACCUCAUCACUAAGCAACAGCUCCAUACCCACGAGGAGCUAAUGGAUCAGGAGAACAAGCUUGACUCACAGCUCCAGCAUCUAAAGGAAGAGAUCCACACAGAGGUCAACGAGGGCUUGCGCACCCUGGAGAUGUCUCGCUUGGAGGUCCUCGAUGAGCUCCAAGAGGUCCACCACCAGAAGGCUGAGAUCAGCAAGAAAUUGACGUCCUUCAAGCAGGUUAAAAUGUCAGAGAUCAGCGCUCAAAAGGAGAACAGUAAACGAAAGCAUAUUGACUUGGAGUUUCAGCUGCAACAGGAGCAAGAUUUACUCAAGUUGAGACUUGAGCAGCAGAUGUCUCGUCAGUCGGAGGUUCUGGCCGGGAUCAAACAGAAGUCAGAAUCGACUAUCCAGUCAUUACGUCACAAGCUGAACCACCUCGAGGAGCUAGUCAGCAGCAGCUCCUCCCAUACCCGGAGUCUGAGAGUGAGCCAGAGCAUCGUACAGAGACACAACGUCAACCGGAACAUAGAUCUAGUUCCACUCCAGAAUGAAGGCGACGAGAGUCGAGGGGUGGAGAAUAGCUGUUUGGAUCCAGGCCUGAAUUACAAACAGAAUGUGGAGGUUCAGUACGAAAGACGUAUUACCUCAAGGACGAGACAGUUUGAAAUGCGACAUGAAAACAGCGCUCAUGGCGAUGCUAGUGAAAGAGGACAAGGCAGGGUCGACCAGAUGGACGAGGGAGCUCUUUCAAUAAAUGAACUUCAAAAUCAAGAUGGCGACUUGCAAAGGCAUCCCUCACUUCGUGGUGAGGAUAGUAAUGCAGGGAAGGGUGACCAUGGAGAUAGGAGCAGUCGUCCGAAGGGGAUCCUCAAGCGUAAAACACCCUUGCAGGAAGAAGGAGGUACUCUAACAGAACACGAGGAAAGAGCGAGGGGUACUACUGGUCUCGAUGGAGAGAGGAAUCGACGAAGGUCCGAAGAAGUAGCGGGAUCAGAGAGUGAGGUGACCACAUCUCAGCGUUCCAGGUCUCACUCAUACAGGCAUCAUAGGAGAAAAAGCAGGUCACCAGUCGGGCGUCAACCCCUCUCACCUCUAUCUCCACAGGUCCCCGAGAGAGGGCCUCCUUCAGGUCAACACUGGUCGCAUUUUAUGGAUUCUCUCAACCAGCUGAAAGAUCAGAAAGUUGCUCAACUGAACACCAAUGCAUGGGACUACAGAUGACACCAGCCAUCCCAUUAUACAGACAAACCUGUUUAAAGCAACCACCUGAAUAGUAAAAACCACCUUUCUAUAAGGACCACAUUUUUUUGUUUUCCUUGAACAUGUUCUCCCAUUGAAACCUGUACUCAAGGAACCGGUACAUAAAGACCACCUGCCUAUAAAGACCACCUUCCAUGUUUCCCUUAAGUGGUCUUUAUGUACAGGUUUCAUUGUAGUGUACAUAAGCUUUAGUGCAAGAUACAAAUUUAAAUGUGUGUUACAUUUAUACUGAGUUUAUUUUUAAUUGUAUUCAUCAACUGCUAUAUCAGGGGUCAGAGGUCAGAGGUAAACCAGAAGAGACUCUGUCAUUGAUGCAUGUGAUUGUACCACAGGGUUGUUGGUCUGUUUCCUGGAAGGGGGCCGGACCCUAUUUCAUAAAACUUGUUAUCAAUGACAACCUACAAUAGUUGUUAUAAGCUACUCAAAUCCUUGCAUUUGAUUGGCUGUGAGCAUAUUUGUGGCAGUUGUUGUUGAUAACAAGUUUUGUGAAACAGGGCCUCGGUCCAUCUCUUUCUGUACCGGCAUUCUACAAGGUGCAAUUCUCAGAACAACAAUUUGCAUGUUAGAAUUAUUAUUAUUAUUGUGCAAGGAAAUAUAAUUGGUGAAUUAAGAUGUGCUCAAAUUGAAUUGUAGCGAAGUCCAACUAUUAAUGAUGUCAUAACUAGUCAUAACCAAUUACAUGGUUGUACCUUAAGUUAUUAACCGAAUAGUUUUAGUAUAUCUGGGGCCCGUUUCAUAAAACUAUAUAACAAAUGCU
Strongylocentrotus purpuratus (purple sea urchin) is the source of this 5866-nucleotide messenger RNA. RefSeq names its product centriolin-like. NCBI's taxonomy places the organism in Eukaryota, Metazoa, Echinodermata, Echinoidea, Camarodonta, Strongylocentrotidae. The record is from RefSeq and is a predicted model, not a curated record. The transcript has 28 exons. The coding region runs from base 61 to 5070 and encodes 1669 amino acids. Gene Ontology annotation, cellular component: cytoskeleton.